AUGACUAGCAAAAGAUCGCGCGGCGCCUUCGAAGCCGAUCUUCAAGCGCUCCAGUCUCCCUAUGCUUUCUAUGGCACACCGCUGCCCCCUCUUGACCCCGGUACGCGCGACGAUGGCUCCUACGUGCCCGUCUGGAAGCAAGAAGUUACCGACGAGCGAGGACGGAAGCGACUGCACGGCGCGUUUACCGGAGGUUUCAGCGCCGGGUAUUUAAACACAGUGGGCUCAAAGGAAGGCUGGACGCCGUCGACUUUUGUCUCUAGCAGGCAGAAUCGUGCAAAAGACAGGAAACAGCAGAAGAUCGAGGACUUUAUGGAUGAAGAGGAUAUCCGUGAGGCCGAAGAAUCCAAACAACUACACACGUCCGAGGAUUUUGCCGGCUUCGGCUCUACACAGUCUCAGGCUAUAGGCAGACGUGGUAUUAUCGACCUUCUUAAACCCGAAGGCGAAACCAUGGGUGUCAAGCUGUUGAAAAGGAUGGGUUGGAGAGAAGGGCAGGGAAUCGGGCCAAAAGUGAGGCGAAGAGCCAAUCUUGAUGAUAGCAGCAACCUAAUUCAAGACGAUAUGCGUCAACCUCAAAUCCAUCUAUUUGCCCCAUCAGAGGUACCGAUGGUGACUUUUGUUCGAAAAGUAGAUCAUUUUGGUCUUGGCUUUGAGAAGGAAGGUCGACUUGACUCCGACUUGCGCCUGAAGGGCGUUCCGGGUCGCCAGGAUGAAGAUGAGGAUGAAGCUGGCGAUUCAUUUUUCGGCGAGCGAUUGACGACACAGAAGCCGAAGAAAGGAAACCAGGUUCCACGUCGGGGAGGGUUUGGAGUCGGCAUCUUGAAUGAUACUGGCUCUGACGACGACGAUCCGUAUUCGAUGGGACCCCGAAUAUCCUACAAUCGUACUAUAGGAGGCGACAAGAAGAAAAAGAAGAAAUUAAAAGGCCCUGAGGAGGGAAAGGCGCUGGCAAGCUCAGCCAAUCCUCUUUUAAGCAACAAACCUGUUUUCAUCUCUAAGAAAACAUCUCUGGCUGGGUUUCGCAAGUGUCAUGAUGGACGUUUACCACUUGAUGGUUUCGUCCUCGCAGAUGCCAUUUCCAGUUUGUCCCUUUCAGCUGGGAAAAAGUUUGCACCACCAGAUAUCCCCGAAGGUUGGAAAUCGGCGAAGGUCCCUACAGCUCAGAGAGAUGCAUCCAAGUAUAUGUCAACAGCGGAUGCAGCUAAAGCGUCGAACCUUGGUCCAAAGGCUCGUGCUGAGCUACUCGGUGAGGAGCAACUCCCGGGAAAAUCUAUAUUUGAUUGGAUGACACCGGAAGCGCGUGAGAGGCUUGUCAAAGCUACUGGUAGGACUGAUCUUCCGCCAGCUCUGGGAGAAAAAGCCCCUAAAGGCUUUCAAACAUCAGAAGCUGAAAGACGUAGGAACUUGUGGGAUUUAGUCCCUAAACUGGACAAAGAAGCUGCUGUCCAGGCUCUGAAAAGAGCAGUCGGGGGCUGGAUGCCUUACUCAGAGGACGAAGGCAAGAGAGCGCGCUAUCGCACCUUUCUUGAAAUAUCAGCUGGUUUGAAGCAAGCUCUUCCGGAUCGCCUGCCAGGCUCAACUACGGAUGAAUGGGUGAAUGAGAUGCGCGAAUUUACUAGAGCAGCUGAAGUUUUCAAACCAAUAUCCGGCGUUAUGGCUUCGCGAUUUACUUCAGCCAGUUCCACGCCGAAAGCUACAUCUGAUCAGCCGGAUUCCUCCAUCCCCGAGUCUCUGCUGAGUCGACCGCCUGCAAAACCGGAAGACCCGGCAGAAGAAGCGGCCAAAAUUGGUAUGUUUGGCCCAUUGACUCGCAGUACGAUCUCGUUUUAUCCGACUCGCUUGCUUUGUAAACGGUUCAAUAUCAAGCCUCCAGCACACGUUCAGAUGGACCCUGGGGAUCAUCCCACAGGGGCGGCCGGAGAGCCUGCAAGGACUGCACGCUCAACAGGAAGUUCACUCGUUUCUCAGGACACCAUGGAUCGCCUUCUACUAGACUCUGGUAUGGGUAUGGCGAUGGCCGACAGAUCCAUAUCUUCUCCGGUACCAGAGCACAAGCCAGCAGUUAUUGAACCUAAACGGAACGAGGCCUUGGAAGGAGAGCGACCAGGCGAAGCUGUUUUCAAAGCUAUUUUUGGAAGUGACUCGGAAGAAGAUGAUGAAGAUUAA
Molecule: messenger RNA, 2169 nt
Organism: Talaromyces marneffei
Lineage: Eukaryota; Fungi; Ascomycota; Eurotiomycetes; Eurotiales; Trichocomaceae
Exons: 2
Coding region: 1-2169 (722 amino acids)
Biological process (GO): mRNA processing
Cellular component (GO): nucleus
Molecular function (GO): RNA binding
Source: RefSeq, a predicted model, not a curated record